Messenger RNA from Chara braunii, 3444 nucleotides. The record is from the annotation of a GenBank genome assembly. NCBI's taxonomy places the organism in Eukaryota, Viridiplantae, Streptophyta, Charophyceae, Charales, Characeae.
UGACAGGUUUCUGCACCAGCGCAAUGUUGGCCGUGAUAAUUCCCAGGACAGUGCAAUUGCCCUGGACGAGGACAACGACGGCCCGGGGGACGAGGAAGGAGGAAGUGUCGGCCCGCAUGACGAUGGCGGUAAUGAAACAGAUGUGGAAGUUGGGGAUGAUAACAUGCAAGACCGGGGCGCGAUUGCUGACGACGAGGCCGACACGCCAAUGCAUGGUCAUGACAUAUCCCACGCCGGUGAUGUGGGAGCCGCAGGUGGUCAGCCCUCGACGUCCCGUGGGAUUUCGCUAUCGCAAAGCAGGAGUAAGGGUGGGCACGACUCACAUGCAAUGCAAGGAACGAAGGCGAAGAAAAGGACAAGAGAAACUUCUCCGACCGCUUCUAAUCACAAGAGGCAAGCCAGAACUGACGCUGUUAAUGAGUACGACGAGCAAGGCUUUGCUACACAAGACGUCCAUACUCUUCACGUGGACGUCAUGAGAAUCAAACGCAUUCCCCGCGGGAGGAUUCUUUUCAACCACCGCUCCUUGUCUGGAAACAUUGUGCGAAGCAUCGAGAAUGCCAUAGAGAGCUCCAUCAGCACGGACCCGGGGGCGUGGGAUAGGCCCGAGCUCGUGCUUGCGCCAGUUGACCACAAUGACAUUGUAGGCGGCCAGGGAAGACGGAUCACGCCGGCCGAAUUCUUCAAGAGGGACCCGGCAGAUUUUGACUGGUACGCUGUCUGUGGUCAGCAUACCGUUGAGGUCAUGAAGAGAUUGGUCAGAAAUGACUCCCCGACAGUUAAAGUUUAUGGCCUCCAGGUGUACUCUAAGAUGUUCAACGAAGGAAAGCUGCCAGUUGGCGAUGGCAAAAUCCCGCUUGACAUGCCCGGGAGGAUGGAAGGCCGCCUGCCAGGCCCGUACACCGACGAGACCAAGGGACAAAGAACAUUGUACCAUUGCAUAUAUGCAAGAGAUGGUCCCAAAGGCUCCACCGUGUCGUGGAAGGAUCUUUGUCCUUCCCACUUCAAAAUUUUUGGGGAUUUGACAUGUCGUGCGAGAGAAGUUGCGUCGCUCCUGCUCAUGAAGGGGAAUGUGGUUGCAACAAACGUCAAUGUCUUACCUCCAAGAGUGAACACAGAGUGCCUCCUCGACAUCAUGCGCAAGGAGCGGUACAUGGUGCGUAUGUUCAAUUAUGUUCUGUUCCGCGCCGAGGGAGGGGCGAACGACGAAUGGAACGACGCGUUCUUUAUGUCGUACAAGGACCUCGAAGACAUGUAUGGACCAAACGGUCUGUGUGCUGCUGAAUGGGAGAAGGAACGGGACAAGUUACAUGUCAAUAAGGCGAAGAUGAUCCCUCGACGACUUGGAGGAGUGGAGGAGGCAAGGCAAGGUGCGGGCUUGGGGCCUACGGCGGCAAUGUAUAAGGAGGCUCCGUUUCACCUUAAGGUUUUCAUAUACACUGCAAUCGAUAAGCUUGAUUUGCUUCGCGCUGAGGUGAAACGGAUCGCCUCCAGUGCACGGCAUAUUGUGUGGGACAACCUUGGCAAACAAACGACGUUGCUACCUGUGUGCAUGCCAUCGAAGGAAGUGUUGGCAGUGCCAGACGACAUCGUGCAAAGCGAUGUUCUGCGUCACUUGUUCCGCUGGGAGGACGUCGAAGUCAUCCCCGAGACCUGGAAACGGGUGGACAGGCCACCGAACGACAUCACACGAUAUGGCAAUAUGGCUACGACGAGUCGAGAUAUGAUGGCCAUUGUCCUGCACGCCGAGGGAGGGGAUCUAAAAAAAGUAACUGUCAAACCGCGACUUCUCAACGACCUCAAAAACGUGCACGUUGUAGAGGAAAAAUUCAGGAAGUGUCAAGGAAAACACGGUGGGAUAGAGGGCGAUGAUAGUGCGGUGUAUUCUAUCUGGGAGCGAGAGCCUGGAAAGUUGUGUUCGUUGUGCGGGUCAUUUGUCGGAGAGGCGGAAGGUGUGCUUUUGUUGGGUAGAGCGCACGCAUGUCUUGUGUGGGAGUUCUUACAGGCAGAUAAUAAUGUCAUUGUCUGCGACGACUCGGCCAAGGACAUUGCAUAUCUGACAAAGUUCGUCGAUAUACUUAUUAAGGAUGAGAGAUUCGCUUGUCAUGUCGAGAAGCCACGUUGCAAACAUCGCAGCAACAGGGACAUGUUCCACAAGUUGGGACCCAAGAGACUGAAGGUGUGGGAAUACCUCUUCCGCGAUGCGCCGCAAGGACGGCUUGACGGGAACUACAUAUACAGGAAAGCAAAGGUGACAGAGACCCUGAAACAUUAUCACGGUGCUCUUACUGGUGCCUUUGAGACUUUUGUUGCUCGAUGCGAGAUCCUGAAGUUCGAUCUUCAUAAAGACCAACUAACGGCCAAGGACUACGUCGAGCUCGCAAAAUCGGGUGACGGCUUUAACCCCGUCGACAGCGAGGAAGACACUUCAGAGUCCGACCUCGAAUUGGGCGAGGACACGGGUGGUGAAGGUUCGGGUGGUGGCAUGGUGCGGUCACACGAUGAAGGGACCGUUCGCUCCCAUGAAAGGCCCGUACCGGUGACCGCCCACAGUGUUGGCUCGAUGGUGGCCCCCAUGGAGGGCACUGGUUUGCCAAACAUGAGAAUAUGUGGUGCCAAUGAUGAAGAUGAUAUUGAUAUGCCAGGCGAGGCGUCGAAGCUCGCACCAGGCGAUCCAAUUCCUCCCGGCUAUUGUGCUGAUCCAACCACGAUUUAUUUCUUGGGGGGCAAACACGCCCGCACUGGAGAAUCCGGGCAGAGUGAGGGCGCUGUCAAAGCCAAGGCCAAAGAAUUGUUUUAUGUCUUGAGAGACAAUCGCCAGUUGGAGUACAAUUGGAAAUUUUACGCCCUGCGAACGAGUCCCUCAUGUGGGUCAAUCGACUGGAAGGUCAAUCAAACUGCUGGAACCAUGGAGGAGAGCAACUCUCAGGAUGUCGUGCCUUUGUCAGCAUCACCCCCCGUACCCACGCAGGCAGGGCAGAGGGAGGAUGACGGGACUACUGUGGUGAAGGCUCAAGAGGUUGACAUGACGUCUAUGCCGCAAAUCUCCGUCGCCACGACAGAACCGUCCAAACGCAUGGAUGUGUCAAACAGAUUGUCGUCAGAUGCAGGUGCCACGUACGGGAGUUUAUUGAUGACAUGCGCCGCAUUAGAAGGCAGAUCUGAAAUGGAGUCGGAGUCAGGUGUUGGCCUGAGCGUGCCGGACAGUCAGUUGCAACCGGAGUUAUGCACAGGCAAAGGUGAUGCACAAUCACCGCUGACACCACAGGGAGGGGCCGCUGCGGAUGGUGGGAAGGGAGGGGAUGUGGAGGGAAUCCUCCAUCCUCGCAAUCUUGAGACCUUAACCGAUGAUUUUGAUUAUGAGGGUGAGGGUGGAAAUGACGUGGUCAAUACGAGGGGAGUGUGAAAUGAUCGUGCAAAUAACAACAAAUGAUACAAGAUCGU